Biomphalaria glabrata is the source of this 2376-nucleotide messenger RNA. RefSeq lists its product as uncharacterized. The transcript has 16 exons. Bases 245 to 2233 code for a protein of 662 amino acids. NCBI's taxonomy places the organism in Eukaryota, Metazoa, Mollusca, Gastropoda, Planorbidae. Gene Ontology annotation, cellular component: extracellular region. Gene Ontology annotation, molecular function: chitin binding. The record is from RefSeq and is a predicted model, not a curated record.
UCUGACUCUGGCCCAUCAAGAAACAGGUAACGAAACUGAAUUAAGAACUCAAAACAGUCAAACAAAAGAAAAAAAAAAGAUUUAUUUCAAAGGAGUACUAACUGCAAGAACUAGUAACAAAAAGAAACGAAAUUCAGGAAUUUUUUACUUUUAUUAAAACAGACAUUUCACUUACCUGUGCUAGUAACCUGUGGAGUUAUAUUUUAUAAACAAACUUAAAGUAAAAGGUUAAUAACUAAAGACCAUGAAGCUACUACACAUAGUCACUGUCGCUUGUGUCAUUCUGUCCAUUUAUGCUCAAACAUGUCCACCAAUGGAGAUGUCCUUCUUGAUUGACCAGUCCGAGAAUGCUCGUUGGGCUGGAUCCACCAGCAACACCACAGACUCUGCAACAAACUUUAACAUUCUGGAUCAACAGCUCAGAACCGUCUUCAGCAAUUCACUGCUCCUCAACAGUGCCUCUGUCAGCGUUGGGGCCUACGGUUACAGCGCUGGUGAGUCUUUGAACAUCAUUCCUUACUGGACGUCUGUGGCCAAUGCACCAAACUUUUUGUAUCAGUUGAGAUCUCUUCCAAACUCUGGCUCAUGGACAUACUCUGGAUUAAGAAACAUUGUGGACAGACCAAGAUAUGCCAACAGCAUUCUCUUCCUGAUCACAUCCCAGGGGUCAAGUUCUACCACAAGAAGGAAUGAAGCCAUAGCAGAUGCUAACAGAGUCAAAGCUCUGGGCUGGAACAUAAAACUGCUUGCCAUGCAGAGCAACAAUCCUUUUGAUUCACAAGAACUGCAAGCUAUUGAUUCUAAUUACAUCACCAUUUCUGACCUGCCCAAGUCUUACUAUGGCCUGUCAAGAGAGAUCAACAGAAUCAUCAAUGGCAUUUGCAAUGUUGUCCCAACCACUACAACAACAACUACAACAACUUCCACUUCCACCACCACAACACCAGCACCUAGAACAGCUGCACCAACAUUUUCCACGAGAGACAAUACAGGACUCUGCAGUGAAUGCAGAUACAAUGCAGGGUUCGGCUACGACUCUGAUCCCGAUUACUGCGACACCUACUACAGGUGCCUGCCAGACUUGAAACCCAUCAAGGCGCUUUGCCCUGCAGGAACUUUCUGGGACGGCGACGGCUGCAACUUUGUUGAUGCUGUUAAAUGUACCAAAGCUGUCUGUAGCUCAGCCAACCAGAACACAACUUACCCCAGUGGCAGAUGUUGUAACAAAUACUACGAGUGCUUUAACAGUAAACUCUAUGAGAGGAUUUGCCCUCUAGAUCAGUUCUACGAUUCCGUUACAAGACGAUGCGGUCCAACCACCAAUAAAAAUGCCACCUGUGAAGCGCUAGGUAGAUUCGAGUGUGACGUCAACAGAAAUGUAGGUCUUCCCAACUGCAAUGGCUACGCCCCUGACGUCUACGGUAACCCCUGCAAAUACCAAUUUAACGGAUAUUCCAUGAGUGUCGCUACAGGCACCACUUGGAGUCAAACUGUGUGCUCCCUGGUCAGAGACGAUGCGAAAGCCUGUAGUGCUGUGGUCAACGAAAGAGCCUUUGAACCCACAAAUAACACCUGUAACGCUAACUUCCUUGCAACCUACAACAGCGGUUCUAAAGCUGUUUUCAGUGAGAGGGCUGGCACCAACAUUGACAUCGCUACCACCCAACAGGAAGUUCUGCUGACCAACAACGCCUUGACCUUCACCGCCGCCAUGGUCAGCCCUUAUUUAUACUACUACUUUUUUAACAACAAAGAUAUGGGCAUCGACACUGCCUUCAGAGUCAGGUUCAGCCUCCAGGGCGGUCAAGAUGGUAAAACCUACGAUAUCCUGUCUAACAGCUACUGCUCCCUGUGUCCAGACACCAUCAAAUUCACAGUCUACCAAUCAAGCGCCAACAGCUACGUUGUGACAGCCACAUUCUUGACCACUGAGAGAGUCACAGUGGAGACAUCAGCCACCAUCAGCAAUGUCAAUCCCAGCAACCUCCUGGAGAUGACUGUUGUCUAUAGCGACACUUCCGUGUACGGUAAACUAUAUGAAGUGAACACAGCAAACACUGUAGUCAGGACAGUUGACUUCGGCAGAGUUGGCAAGACAGGAGGAGUUCACAUUGCUACCAAUAAAUGCGGUAUCCAGCUUGGUAGAGGCGCCAACAAUCACUUUGUUGGUAUUAUUGAUGAAUUCGCAGUUUAUGAGAAAUGUGCAAAUAUCAACCAGGCUUUCAGAGCAUAGAGCAUCACAGAGCAAUCAGUUCUUCAUUAGCAUCAUAUUUAUAUCAUUUCUGAGAUGGAGUGCUGGACACAGAAAGAGAUUUUCAUUGCAUAGACUUACUCAAGAAACAUUCAACAAUAAACACAGUUUUUGAUAAACAAAAA